GGUCAUGAACUUAUCGGGAGGAGAGUUGCAGCGAGUGGCCUUGACCUUGUGUCUCGGCCGCCCGGCUGAUAUUUACCUGAUUGAUGAGCCCUCAGCCUACCUGGACUGUGAGCAGCGCUUGCACGCAGCAAAGGUCAUCAAAAGGUGAGUACGUGUGUCCACGGUGACGUCACUCUCACGAUGACACAUUGGCACGGCUUAGACAUAGGCAAACACGUCAAUAGCUGUCUAUAAGUAUGUUGGUCUAUUUGUAUGCUGGUCUAUUUGUAUGUUGGUCUAUUUGCAUGUUGAUCUAUUUGUAUGUUGAGCUAUGUGUAUGUUUUUCUAUUGUAUGUUGCUCUAUUUGUAUCUUGGUCUAUUUAUCUGCUUGUCUAUGUGUCUACUUGUCUAUCUUUGUGUUGGUCCAUCUGUAUGCUACAUCCUCAAAGAUGAAGUUAAUCAGAUGUGAUGACACCUUGUAGGCACAGGGAACUUAUUUCAGUGUUACAAAUAAACUCAUCUCAACUGAUUUACUGUCAGUGGCGCAGCCAGUUCUAGUAAUGCCCAUGGGGUGGGGGGUUAAAAUUCGUGACGCCCCCUUUCAGAAACCCCACCAUCUUCAGUUGGCAGAUAUUGCCACCCCUCCCUAUCAACCAAAAAGUCCCAACCGGGCGAACCGACCCCCUCUGCACCCACUAAUAUAUGCCACUGUUAACUGUCACCAGAUUUAUCCUCCACGCCAAGAAGACCGCUUUUGUUGUGGAGCACGACUUCAUCAUGGCCACCUACCUCGCUGACCGCGUCAUUGUGUUUGAAGGCACGCCCUCGCUCAGGGCUCGGGCCAAGACGUAAGCACGUGACAUUACCUUGUGUACCUCAUUGUCAAAUAAAACCAACAGUUUCACCUGUUUGUCUUGGUCUCGGGUCCUAGAUAUGUCUUUAGACUUUGCAUCUUACUAAAAAGGAUAUUUUCAGAAAUAAAAUUAGGACUUGACUUUGUCAGGUGCAAAGCUUUGCUUUAUGCUCAGCAAACACGUUUAAAUUUGCGUCAAAUUUGCAUUAAAAUUUCAUCAAGUUAGCGUCAAAUUUGCAUUAAAAUUUCAUCAAGUUAGCGUCAAAUUUGCAUUAAAAUUUCAUCAAGUUAGCGUCAAAUUUGCAUUAAAAUUUCAUCAAGUUAGCGUCAAAUUUGCAUUAAAAUUUCAUCAAGUUAGCGUCAAAUUUGCAUUAAAAUUUCAUCAAGUUAGCGUCAAAUUUGCAUUAAAAUUUCAUCAAGUUAGCGUCAAAUUUGCAUUAAAAUUUCAUCAAGUUAGCGUCAAAUUUGCAUUAAAAUUUCAUCAAGUUAGCGUCAAAUUUGCAUUAAAAUUUCAUCAAGUUAGCGUCAAAUUUGCAUUAAAAUUUCAUCAAGUUAGCGUCAAAUUUGCAUUAAAAUUUCAUCAAGUUAGCGUCAAAUUUGCGUCAAAUUUUGAUCGAAUUAGCGCCACUUUUCAUUUUGAGUGCACUAUUUAGUGAAACGAAUUGUUGCGUACCAAAAGUAAUUUGAUGACAAUUUGAUCGUGUGAACUGAGCCUAAUAUGAAAAAACAAAUGGAAACACUCUCAGUUUUUUGGUAUAUACUUUCAGCUGGUAAAAUAAAUGCAGCGGGCACCUUCGUAAGCCGUGCCACAUGUAAAUGUCUAAGGUAUGAAAUGAGUUUCCGUGUCUCUUCCAGGCCACAGUCUCUACUGACCGGCAUGAACAAGUUUUUACAGUUUCUGGACAUCACGCUUCGACGUGACCGCAACAACUUCCGGCCACGCAUCAACAAACUCAACUCCGUGCAGGUACGCAAACAUUUCUCAUGCAUGACUGACUCUGGCGAAGGGCCUUGCUUCUUUUAUUUAUGCUUGUCCCAACUUGGUGUCUAUUACAUAUUCUCCUAAAGUUAUAGAUUCUCUUACAUUUACAGAUUCUCUUACAGUUAUAGAAUCUCUUAAAGUUACAGAUUCUCUUACAGUUAUAGAUUCUCUUACAGUACCAGAUUUUCUUACACUUAUAGAUUGUCCUACACUUAUAGAUUCUCUUACAGUUACAGAUUCUCUUACAGUUACAGAUUCUCUUACAGUUAAAGAUUCUCUUACAGUUAUAGAAUCUCUUAAAGUUACAGAUUCUCUUACAGUUAUAGAUUCUCUUACAGUACCAGAUUUUCUUACACUUAUAGAUUGUCCUACACUUAUAGAUUCUCUUACAGUUACAUAUUCUCUUACAGUUACAGAUUCUCUUACAGUUAAAGAUUCUCUUACAGUUACAUAUUCUCUUAAAGUGAUAGAUUCUCUUACAGUACCAGAUUCUCUUACACUUAUAUAUCCUCUUACAGUUAUAGAUUCUCUUACAGUUACCGAUUCUCUUACAGUUACCGAUUCUCUUACAGUUACAGAUUCUCUUACAGUUACAGCUUCUCUUACAGUUAAAUUAACUCCCAAGCACAGUCGAAGCAAAAAUACAAAAGAAAAAAAAAUUAGACGAAUUGUGACGUCACCUGACAACAAUUUGAUAAUAAAAUCCACGCUUUUAUGGGAGAAUCAGCACCUGAUACCUACCAUUGUUUUGUUAAUUAUGCAGUUCUGUAUCAGAUUAUUUAACUCUCAAUCUUGUCACAUUGGCAUCCUCAUUAAUUAUGAUCUUUUGAAUAUUUAGCGGCCAUUAUAUCGUCUUAAAUAGGUCAACGUAUUCACAUAGUUACAUAAAAUAAUGCUUCAGAUUUAAUUAUAAAAAAUAAUGCUUGUAACAAAUAUUUUGUUAAAUUGCCUAAUCUUAAUUACGCCUAACAUACUAUGUGAUAGCUUUGUAUUAUACGCACCCCAGCAGAUAUUCCAUGGUUACAUGAAGUUUUUGUGCUAUAUUUCUUACAGGAUGUAGAACAGAAGAAGAGUGGACAUUUCUUCUUCUUAGAGGAUUGAAACAUUCCGUUCAUUCCUCAAUCCUAGGUCCUUGACCGACGCUUCCUUAGGCAACGACGAAGUAACGAUUACUUCCCUUGGACAAUUUGAGCUGAAUUGACACCCUUGUCACCAUUCGCACACAGCUCAAAAUGAG
Messenger RNA from Lymnaea stagnalis (great pond snail), 3051 nucleotides. The record is from the annotation of a GenBank genome assembly. Lineage: Eukaryota; Metazoa; Mollusca; Gastropoda; Lymnaeidae.